AUGGGAAAACAUGAAGAAUUUAGUCUUGCAUUUGCUGGUAUAACUGUUCAUGAUAUGUUCAAUUGGUUAAAAGUACUUAUUUUAUUAUCAAUUGAAAUAAUUUCGAAUAUGAUAUAUCAUUUAACUAAUUCAAUAACAAAAUCAAUAAAUUUUAAAAAAAAUACAAAUUCUAAUUCAGAAUUUCUUACUGUUAUAAGAAAACCAUUAACUGAACGAAUUGUUCAACUUGAUAAUGAAGCAAUUGAAAGUAUAGCAUUGGGUAAUGCUAGUCCAAAUAUAUCUUUACUAAAACGAUAUUGUUCAUUUUAA
This is a messenger RNA of Rotaria sordida, 309 nucleotides long. Lineage: Eukaryota; Metazoa; Rotifera; Eurotatoria; Philodinida; Philodinidae. The record is from the annotation of a GenBank genome assembly.